GUUUCAGGUUUCGGGUUUGGAAUUUCGAAUUUCGACUUUCGACUUUCAGGUUGAGUUUCGGGUUUGAGGUUUCGAGUUUUAUGUUUCGGGAUUCGGGUUUCGGAUCUAGGGUUUCAAAUUUCGGGUUUCAGAUGUGGGGUUUCGACUUUUCGGGUGUCGAGUAUUGGGUGACGGGUUUCCGAUUUCGAGUUUCGUGGUUCGGGUUUGAGGUUUGGGGUUUCGGCUUUCGGGUUUCGAGUUUCGGAUUAAGAGUUACGGGUUUCGAGACUCGUGUUUCGGGUGUCGAAUUUCGGCCUUCUGGUUUCGGGUUUCGGAUUUCGGGUUUCGGUUUUGGGAUUUGGGUUUUGGGAUUCGAUUUUUGGGUUUCGGGUUUAGGGUUUCGAUUUUCGAGUUAGAGGUUUCACGUUUCAGGUUUCGAAUGUCGAUUUUCAGCUUUAGGUUUUCGGAUUUCAGGUUUUGGGUUACUAGUUUCGGGUUACCGAUUUCGGGUUUCAGGUUUCGGGUUUCGUGGUUCGGGUUUGGGGUUCCGAGUUCGGGGUUCGUGUUUCGAGUUUGAGAUUUAGGGUUUUGGCGUUUUGGGAUUCGGCUUUUAGGUUUCCGGUUUCGAGUUUGGGUUUUGGGGUGUCGGGUUUUGAGUUUCGGGACGGGUUUUGGACUCAUGUUUCGGGAUUUGGGUUUUGGGAUUCGAUUUUUGGGUUUCGGGUUUAGGGUUUCGAUUUUCGAGUUAGAGGUUUCACGUUUCAGGUUUCGAAUGUCGAUUUUCAGCUUUAGGUUUUCGGAUUUCAGGUUUUGGGUUACUAGUUUCGGGUUACCGAUUUCGGGUUUCGGGUUUCGGGUUUCGUGGUUCGGGUUUGGGGUUCCGAGUUCGGGGUUCGUGUUUCGAGUUUGGGAUUUAGGGUUUUGGCGUUUUGGGAUUCGGCUUUUAGGUUUCCGGUUUCGAGUUUGGGUUUUGGGUUGUCGGGUUUUGAGUUUCGGGACGGGUUUUGGACUCAUGUUUCGGGUGUCGGAUUUCGGGUUUCGGAUUUCGGGUUUGAGGUUUCGAGUUUGGGGUUUCGGUUUACGAUUUUUGGGUUAUAGGUUUCCGGUUUGGAGUUUCGGCUUUCGAGUUUCGGGUUUCGCGUUCAGGGUUUGGGUUUUGGUGUUUCAGGAUUCAGCUUAGGGUUUAGGGCCUAAACCCGAAACCUGUAACCCGAAACCCCAAACUCGAAACCCUAAACACGAAACUCAACUUGAAAGUCGA
Messenger RNA from Vigna unguiculata (cowpea), 1240 nucleotides. The record is from RefSeq and is a predicted model, not a curated record. Lineage: Eukaryota; Viridiplantae; Streptophyta; Magnoliopsida; Fabales; Fabaceae.